AUGCCAGCCACCGUGCUGCGAACUCUGUCCAAUCAAAAUCUGAGGCUCAGGCAACUGCAUCCCUCCGCCACACCUGCUGCUGCCGGCCACUUCAAUCACCUCUCUUCCUCAGUCCCUCGACCCCCUAUACCGUCUACCACCAAGAAUGUCAAGGCCACUGCAACCGGACGACCUCACCCUUGCCGAAUGUCUGCAAACAGACCUGCGCGUGCUCGUUUAGGCUGCCCUGCUCAGGCCAGAUCAAUGCAUAUGCAGAAGCGGGUUCCACUCAAUCAAGUAAGAUGCCCUCCCGACAAUUCAUAUGUGGCGACGACUCCACUUGUGAAGAUGACGCCAUCCAGUCAGAACGGCGUAGCUUCUCAUACGGAUGCAGUGAUGUCUCCGGAUUCAAUCCAUGCACGGGAAGGUCCCUCCACGAAUCCAGCUUCCAAAAAGCGAGCGAGUCCCACCAAUUGUGCUCUAGUCUCGGCCCCACUGCGGAGGCUUCCCGCGCCAUGCCACAUACUUCCUGUCAGCGUGACCCCAGUUACUACAGCCUGGAGCCACAGCCAUAUAUAUGGUCAUGCACAGAACAUGUUGCGUGUGGCAUUGCAACCACAUAUGCACACCCACCAUUUCCACCACUACCACCAUCAUCAUCACCACCAGCAACAACGGCAGUUACAGCAACAGAACAGUCAAGUGUCCCAUUUAACUUGCCACGGACAACGACGGGCUCAGAUUGCCAAGCCUCAGCACAUACCACUCGACAGUCAGGCACCGACUGUUCUUCCACAGCCACAGAAUGUUCUCAGACAAUCUGUCUCCACCGAUUGCCUUUGCCAAUGA
Molecule: messenger RNA, 828 nt
Organism: Protopolystoma xenopodis
Lineage: Eukaryota; Metazoa; Platyhelminthes; Monogenea; Polystomatidea; Polystomatidae
Source: the annotation of a GenBank genome assembly